AUGGAGGGAGAUCCCUAUGCUCAGACCGACCCGGAUGAAGUGUGGAAACCUCCUCCCUUUGGCGUCAUACUCUCCCGCCUGAGAAGUGCACCAGAGUUCCGACGCCCAGAUGGCUCAGCCGACCCAUCCAUUGAUCUUACGCCGCGCAAACGUGAAUCACCCCUAGUUCAUUCGGAGCAGCCCCUCGUCACCGAAUCAUCCUUGCCAUGGGACCGGCAUGUUUGGCCCUCGAGAGGUCCUAUCCCGCGCAGAGAGAUGGAAGAGCCACCAGACAAACGGCUGCGCUUGGACUACAUGUCUAAAGAUGUGGAAGCAGGGGAGACAUCGUUGCAAGGCAAAACGGAUACUCAAACAAGUCACUACAUAUACCCUCCAGAGCCUCGUUCUCCCUCGCGGCUCCGGGGAGGCGGCGCCCCAUACCGGUCACCUCUCGGACCCUGUGCGAAUUGUUCAGAUACCGAGUCCCUGGUACUGGAAUUGGUCAGCGGGUUUUUGGAUCUUCAAUAUCAGAUUACCCAAGCUUUAGCAAUUCCCACGGGCCGGCAGAGUCCCAGUAUGUCUAUUGGUCUGGAAAUCACUAAGCUAGGCCUCAGAAAGUCUCUCUUGUGGGCGGCCGAUGAAAUUCGGAACACGUCUCGCCUUGUGCAGGAAAAUGCGCCUUCCAAACCGGAGUUACCGCCUUUGGCCGAUGCUGUCCAGCCGUCAGGUGUAAAGGACUUGCGACGAUUGUCAAUACAAGUCCAGGCAUCAGCUGCUUCCUCGCAUAUCAAACCCCUUCGCCGGAUGCCCUUCCACCUCGACCCUGCUCGAAGCGACGAUCUUCACCGAAGGGCUAUCGAUUCUCCUCCUGAACAGAUACCUCGACUUUUCGAGCAACAAUUACCUCCUAUUCUGCAGAGCGAUGAAAUGCGACCGAACCAAGCGCAUGAGCAGACGCUGCCGGGAACGGCACAAUCGACUCAACCGUCGUCUACGCCUGCGGUCUUCGGCUCUGUCCCAUCGCCAAUACAAUCUCAACCAUCCUCCCGGACCUUACCCUCGCCUCCAGGCGCACAAUAUCCGCGAACACCCAGUUCAAGCUCAGCACAAUAUUCGCACACUUCCACCCAAGCCGCACACAAUACUCACCUUCAGGACCUCCAACAUCAGAUCUCAACCAAGACAUUGGCUCUGCAGACCCUACAGCGCGAACAUGACCAUCUCCUGGCAGCAUUUUCUAGGUCGCAGAUUCGAUGCACUGCUCUUGAGAAAAAGUCUCAAGUCUCGGAUCACGAAAUCAACAUUUUGACAGAAGACAAAAUCCAGCUUCAACAGCAGGUCGACGCUUUAGAAGUCCAGGUGCAAGACCUUACCAAGUCUCGCGACGAGAUUCACAAGCAGUCCUCGGCGGAUGUCGCGCAAUGGAGGCAAAUCAUGGCCAUGUCUUCGCAGCUACAGCAGAAAGGUGCGGAAGAGGCUCGCCAACACAAGGCCGAUCGAGAGGCUUGGGAACAGGAACGGAUAUCACUGCAGAACCGAAUUGAAGUGCUCGAGUCUCGAAACGAUAUCCUCCCUGGGCGAAAGCUGGUGUCUGGCACCCCCAACCCAGUGGCAAACGAUCCGAUUUUGGCGUCCGACUCCGUGGAGCUUCUCAGAAAAGAACUUCUCAACGUCAGGCGACAUUGUGUCGAAUUAGAGCUAGUGCUGCAGGAUUUGGCCCCAGAGACUGAACAGAUUGAUAAUGCCAUCAGCACGAUGAAGAGACUUCGGGAUGCACUUGCAAGCAGGAAGGACUGGUCAGAGGAUAGCUUAGGUGAUGAGGCGCGAACCUCCUCGAGAUAG
Molecule: messenger RNA, 1821 nt
Organism: Capronia epimyces CBS 606.96
Lineage: Eukaryota; Fungi; Ascomycota; Eurotiomycetes; Chaetothyriales; Herpotrichiellaceae
Exons: 3
Coding region: 1-1821 (606 amino acids)
Source: RefSeq, a predicted model, not a curated record